UGGGUGUCUGAGCAGGAGGAAGAGAAAUAAUAGAUCAAUGGAAAAUCACACCUUAAACAGCUUUACCCUCCAGCUGGAGGGGUUAAAGGUCACAGAGACGUCUAUGUACCCCGUCUUUUUCUUUUUCCUGUUUUCUUACCUAGUGAUAAUGAUCCUGAAUGUGGGUAUUGUUGUCCUGAUUUGCAUUGAUAAAAGCCUCCAUCAGUCCAUGUACCUGCUGUUCUGUAACCUUCCAGUGAACGAUGUUCUUGGUAACUCGUACAUGGUGCCUCGGGUCAUGUCUGACCUCCUGAAGCCUCCCUCUGAGCUCCACAUUGGCUACUAUGAAUGCGUUGUUCAGGCUUUCUUCUCACAUGUCUGUGGCACCGCUUCCCACACGGUGCUCAUGAUCAUGGCCUUUGACCGAUACGUGGCCAUCUGUAAUCCUCUGCGUUACUCUGCAAUAAUGAGCAACAGAAUGGUGCUGAAGCUGACCGUCUCUGCCUGGGGGGUGGCCUUUGUUCUGGUCGGGAUUCUGCUGGGUCUGACCGUACGGCUGAACCGAUGCAGGACUCUGAUCACGAACCCGUACUGUGACAACGCCUCAUUGUUUAAGCUGUCCUGUGAGAGCGUGGUCAUCAAUAACAUCUACGGCCUGACCUUCACCGUGGUUCUGUUCACAUCAUCUAUAGGCAGCAUCAUCCUCACCUACACUAAGAUCACCGCUGUCUGUCUGACCAGCAUGAACAAGACCCUGAACACAAAAGCCUUAAAGACCUGCAGCACCCACCUGGUGGUGUAUCUCAUCAUGCUUUUCUGUGGGAUCUUUAUAAUUACGCUGCAUCGCUUCCCUCAGUACUCAGACCAGAGGAAAAUAUCUGCCAUCCUGAUCCACAUAGUUCCCAGCAGCCUGAAUCCCAUCGUCUAUGGAGUUCAGUCAAAAGAAAUUAAGAAAUUCCUGUCAAAGUUUUUCCAGAGCGGGAAAAUUUGCUCGUUGUCUUAA
Messenger RNA from Fundulus heteroclitus (mummichog), 982 nucleotides. Its product is annotated as olfactory receptor 52D1-like. Gene Ontology annotation, molecular function: G protein-coupled receptor activity; olfactory receptor activity. Lineage: Eukaryota; Metazoa; Chordata; Actinopteri; Cyprinodontiformes; Fundulidae. The transcript has 2 exons. The record is from RefSeq and is a predicted model, not a curated record. Gene Ontology annotation, biological process: G protein-coupled receptor signaling pathway. Bases 38 to 982 code for a protein of 314 amino acids. Gene Ontology annotation, cellular component: membrane.